ACCAUAUAAGGCCUAAUGCUACUAAUUAGUCACAGUAAGAAAAUAUUGAUGCAGGGAAACACCUACAUAUUUAAACCUGGAUUUAAAUUGGCUCUUUCAAAAUCAGUCGUGCCAAUCAUUAGGAGAAUGUCAGGAGAUUCCAAACUGGUGAAAAUUGGUACACACAAUGGAACGUUUCAUUGCGAUGAAGUCCUGGCCUGCUUCAUGCUCAAACAAUUGACACAGUUCAAGGAUGCAGAGAUUGUUAGAAGUCGAGAUCAGACAGUGCUAGACACUUGUGAUGUUGUUGUUGAUGUUGGUGGUGUUUUUGACCCUGAAAAACACAGAUAUGAUCAUCACCAAAGGAGCUUCAACGAGUCAAUGUCCAGUCUGAGUCCAGGGAAAUCAUGGGUGACCAAGCUGAGUAGUGCAGGCCUCGUGUACCUUCAUUUUGGUCGCCAACUACUCGCCCAGAUCCUCGAGCUAAAAGCCAAGGACCCAGUGACAGAAAUCGUGUUUGACCAGGUGUACGAGGGACUCAUUGAGGAAGUAGAUGCGGUCGACAAUGGCAUCAGUCAGUUCGAUGGGGAACCAAGGUACAAAGUGACAACAACUCUAAGUGGUCAAGUGAAAAAACUGAAUCCUGCUUGGAAUGAGAGUGAUAUAGAUGAACAGGUUCAGUUUGGGAAGGCAAUGGAGGUGGUUGGGAAGGUGUUCCUGGACCGCGUGCUCUACUACAAGAACUCCUGGCUGCCAGCGAGGGGGCUGGUGGAGGAAGCUCUCCUAGCAAGGACAAGGGUGGAUGAAAGUGGAGAAAUUCUGUGUCUGUCGCAGGGUGGGUGUCCGUGGAAGGAGCACCUGUUCACACUUGAGAAGGAGCACAACAUAUUGUGUCCCAUCAAGUACGUGCUCUACACUGACACCGCCGGCAAGUGGAGAGUACAGUGUGUCUCAGUAAGACCAGACAGCUUUGAGAACAGACUGUCUCUACCCGCUGAAUGGAGAGGACUACGCGACCAGGAGCUAACAGAGAAGUCUGGCAUACCAGGCUGCAUAUUUGUGCAUGCCAGUGGCUUCAUAGGGGGCAACCAGACCUAUGAGGGGGUGCUUGCUAUGGCUCGAUACAGUCAGAAGCUAGGAGCAGCUGAUGAAAAAUGACUUGUGGCAUCUUGAAAUUUGAAUGUAGGCUGGAUUUAAGGCUGUGCUUGAAUGUUGAUUGCAUAACAAUAUCUUUCAACCACUUGAUAACGCAUUGACUGGCUAUAGUACAUGUUCUGAAUAUUAAGUGUUUUGUAAACAUUGUGAUAAUUACAGAAUGACGUAUGAACAUGGUAAGGCUUUCUAUUCUAUUGUGCAAUGACAGAUCUGAUGUGCAGUGUUUGACGUCUAUUGUCUGAUAAUGAAUCCUUGAAUCUUUUUGCUACAGACAUGUGAUGAGCUAAAAAAAUGCCAAAUGUGCUGUGUAGAAUAAUUGUAUUUCUUCUGUUUUUUAUUUGCUCAAUAAACCACUGUCUGAAUCAA
Messenger RNA from Dreissena polymorpha, 1500 nucleotides. RefSeq names its product MYG1 exonuclease-like. The record is from RefSeq and is a predicted model, not a curated record. NCBI's taxonomy places the organism in Eukaryota, Metazoa, Mollusca, Bivalvia, Myida, Dreissenidae. Gene Ontology annotation, cellular component: cytoplasm; nucleus.